ACAUUUAGACUGCUAGCAGCCCAUAGACCCAAGGAUUUCAUCCAGCAGUUCCUUUAAAAGAAGCCGGGUAUCAGUAUAAACAGCACUGCUGGGUAGCCUUCUGCAGACUCCUACAACACUGAGCACAGAAGUAGCUCAUGGUUUCAAUAGUAAAUAUACAUCCCUGCAGUUUUCUUAUUUAUUGGUGUGCUCCGCUGCUGAGAGUCAAUGUCCUUCUUUUUCCCCCAUUAUGCUUCCUGGGAGACACUGACAUAACCCAGAACUGAGCAGGGUUCUGAAGCAAGGCCGGGCCUGAUGAGAACUGGGAAGGAAAGCCCAGCUUCUGCAAGCAGGCUGGGGGACCAGCAGGGGGCGCUCUUCACUGGAAUGUCAAACACCAGGGCCCCAGUAAUGGGGGGCAAUGGGCUGUCAGAGGUGUUGGUGCAAUUCAGGCCAAGUGCAACAAGACCAUUUGGGAUGAAAGGCAUACAUGCACAAGGAAUUACUGAAAAAAAGCAUACUUUGUUCUUUAGUCAGAUGUCAUUCGAAGCAUGCAGUAACAUAUGAGCGAAUGAGCUUUCAAAGCGGAUAACAAGCAGUUGGAUGAGAUGUGCAAAAUCAGAUCUAUGAACACGUAAUGGUACCAUGAAUUCAACAUUAAAAUUACCAUCCGGAAUGCAACAGUUCACACUGUACCGGUCACGAAUAGACCACCCCACUGAUUUUUUUGUUUGUUUUGCAUUUAGUACAACUUUAGCUUUCAAACAGCAAGACUUUCGGACUACCGAGAAAACGAUCGUUUUGACUCCCGAUUCACAGCCCUUUCUUCUCCUUCCCACUGACAAGGGAUCAAACACGUCAAACACAGGGAAGCCGGCGCCGCUCUGAUGCUGCCAGAGACAGCGGGGCAUCCUAGAGGCACUGAAAACAAAUAUAUUAAAAAAAGAAGAGAGGACUAGCCCCUCAUUCGGCAUUUGAACGCCGUUUCGCAACCAGGCCUUGCCCGAGAAGACACUGGACGCACGCAUUUCACGGACAGCCUACAGAACAUCUCUUCCGGUCAUUUUAAACUAUUUUCAUUGAACCGCAUCUCAGAUGAGUACCUCGUCGGGCUCUCCGUUCGUAAGCAUCUUCUCCUCUGUCAAAACCAUGAUUACUGUGGGGGGUGACAAACCGGUCUAAAUCACGCUCCCUCUCCACCACAACCCGAGUGCGUCUGGAGGACCUUCAGGUCACACGCCGGAAACUACGAACAACACUACCGGAAGCUGCGAUAUUGCCAAUAGGGCUUUUGCACAACCGGCAUUCUGACGUAUUUCCGCCGUCUUCCUUUCCUUGCUCAUCGGGCAUGAAAAUGGUAUCAAUUUAGAAUUCCAGAAUUUCACGGUGUUUCACCUCAGUACUGCUCUGUAAUAAUUAUAAGGAAACUACUGCACACUUAUUUUGCCAAUAUGUAAAAAAAAAGCCAACACGUGGCCUUUGGAAAAAGUUUCCUUUCAUAAAAAGUCGAUUACUUUUAAAGGUUCGAAUGCGUGUUUUCACAAAUCCGGGCAUGUUUUCAGGUAUUCCCUACUGUUCAAACACAACACGGACUGCCUGAUUAUACAACAUCACAUCCACAACAAGAUCAUCUUAAAAAGAGUUGUUUUAUUUAAGAAGUGAUAUUUCUUAAAUAAUAAAAUAUGCAAAACGUGUUGGUCUGAACUCUGUAAUUCGCAAGUACUGAUAAAACAGUUACCGUCAUCACACACAUAUAAACAUUAAGAUGAGCAAUUUAUUCCAUAAAGUUAAUUACUUACCUUAAAGUAAAACCUUAUUUGCAUUCAGCUCUCUCUGAUCUUGUAUCAGUGUAUAUCGUGGCCAAUAAAGUGCUCAUAUCUUAUCUAUACCCCAUUUAUAGUUAUCUAUAGUUUCAAAACAGAAUAAAAAUAAAUUCACUAUACGUUAAAUACACCUUUACUUUAAGGUAUGAUGAACUGAAUAAUUCUGAACCAGAUUUACACUGCCACGAAAGUGUCGCACGCAAUGGCAUGGUAAUUUGAGAAUAAUAACAUCGUUUACAAACCCAAACACCCCCUUUUAUUUCAGAUAAGCGGGGGGAGGAGUCAUGUGACGUAGGCGGAAGAGGAACACGUGUUUGCUGGAGUCAGUGUGUGCAAACAGUGUUGACUUGGGAAGAGAGUGAUGUACUGUACUGUAGUGCUGGUUAGAGGGGAACAGAGUAUAUGUGAGUUUUCUAGCUGAGGUCAGACAUACAGUAUGUAUAUAUUAUUAUAAACGUGCCGUGCACUAAUGGAGAACAAGCAUGAAGCAGAUGUAGCCGCGCCUCUUUUGAAAAUAUGUAUCAAAGCUGUCAGCAAAAACAUGCGCGUACUGGAAAAGCAAGUCUGGGACAUACCGUCUUCUCUUAUUGAAGAGCUGUUGCCGCAUUUGAACAUAUUCUACCUGGAGAGGAUCGAGGACGUAGCUGUUCGCAAAGGCCUGUCCACUGCUUCUGUGUGGUUUGGACUUUGGAUGGAAGUGGUCAAAAUCAGGCCUCCUGGAAACAAGCCAAUUAAGGACUGGCGACAGAAAUUCCUGGAGCGUCUCUUCCACAUGGUCACUUUCGGUCACUUCAGUGAAGAAGAACACCCUCGUCUGCGAGACCCCCGUUUCUCCCUCCUCUCGCUGGCGGCCAAGUACGUCAGGGUCCUCAUCCUCUCCAGGUCCCUGGCGCAGACGUCCCGGCUGAGCUCGGAGGAGUUCCGGCCUGUCCUGAAGACCCUGGAGGCCACCGUCAUGCAGCUGAAGCUCCGGGAAAUCAGACUUUCUCUCUUCCACAACGACUUCAGCCCGGUGCUCUUCAUCAUCCAUCGCCUCCUCCACCACGGCUCGGUCCAGACUCUGGUCAUGAGUAAAUGCAGCAUCUCCAGCCCCAGUCUUUGGACUUGGAUCCUUCGGAUGAGCGCUGGUCACCAAGAUAUCAAGAAACAGGAGGGCAGUCAGUCGUUUUCAUCUCGCACUCAGGAUCUGGAAGAUGAGAGGCGUUCCGAUUUUGGACCAAACACAUCCGGUGCUGGAACAGGCCUGUCACAGGAGGCACAGGGCUGCAACCAGGAGCACAAGAGUGCAGCCAGGAAAAGGAGACUGGUAGAUGACUUGUGUGCAAAAGCCUUGAAAUUACCUCGGCUUGACAUCUCGGAGCCCAGGGGUGGCGCUGAGCCCGGCGGAUGCAGUAGAUUCGAUGGAACCCCUCAUUUACCACUCCGCCAGUGCGUGGACUCUGAAAUCCUGGAUCCUGGUUGCACUCUCUCCUCUUUUCCCUCCCUUGUCUCAGGGAAGGGAGGUUGCCCUGUCAGAAGAAUCACUGCUCUGGUGCUUGACGUAUGCGAUGAAGUCAUCUCCCGAGUUCUCUCGCCCCUUCUCUCUUCCUGGUUCUGUCUUUGCUCCCUAAAGGUGACGUGUGAAUGGUCCAUAGAGGAGCCCAGCCUCUUGGAGAUGGUGGAAGCCUUGCGCCUGCUGUACCAGAACCCAGCCUGCUCCCUCUCAGUGCUGUCCAUCACCAGCGUUUGCUGCAGAAUGUCUGUGGCAGCCCUGCUGGCCCGCCUGCUUUCUGCCUGUCCUGGGUUGGAGGCUCUUACGCUUGGUUUCUAUGGAGCAGAGGGGAACAGCAGCUCCUCUCACCAGCCUGCACCCAUAGAGAGCUCUCUAAAGACUCUGCAGGUGGAGUUCCCAGUCGAGCCUGUGCACCUUCAGGGCUUCGUGACCGUGCUCCAGGGGGCGCAGAGCCUGACCAGCCUCCACCUGAAAGGGCUCCGCUGCAAGACCCCCCAGCUCAGCGCACUGCUGCUAGCUCUGCCAGGGUCGAACCCCCACCUGCUGACCCUGUCCCUGGAGGAACUCUGCCUCUCGGGCUGUCAGGAUGAAGUGCUUCACCUCCUGAACAGGUCUGCUCUGCAAGAGGUACGCUUCACGGACUGCCGUCUGUUUGAAAGGAACAAAGAGGAGUUCCUGGGCCGCUUUGUCGACACAGUAAAGGCACAGACAUCCCUCAGAUCAAUUUCUGUGUCAAAAAACCGCCUGGGUAAUCAGGGCCUGAUAGCCUUUGCUGACCUGUUUUCUGAAAAUUCUCCGGGCAGAAUUCAGCACUUAAACGUCAGCUCUAACUACAUCCUGCCCGACGGGCUGCUGGAGUUUGGGAGGUUGCUGGGAAGACACCCCCCCUCGCCUCAUCUGAAGCUUGAUGUGCGAGAGAACCCCCUGGACAGAGACCCCCAGAAAACCGAGCGUGCUAUGCGGCAGCUGCAGGCACUGUGCCACGUGACCAAAGACUGCUGGAACUCCAGGACCACCUUCGCAGACCACAUCAGUGUCAUGUGACCAGAGCAAGCUGGGCGGGCGUUUUUAUACCCACUAAUUCACAUUACCAUUUGAGAUCUUGGGAAGUGCUCGCUUCUGAACCUAACAACCCCAACAGAAAUGUCAGACGUGCUCUUCAGUUGACCGUUUGGAAGACUCUUCCCUUUCGAAUCUCAUUAUACGCACAACACCGCGGCGCUUACAGUUCUGAUUUUUAUUACGGUGCCAUUGCGGGACACAAACUAUUUACACCACAGAGUUGAAGCUUUAAAAAAAAAAAGGGGGGGAUGGGGGUAGGGGCAUUUCCUUUUUGCCCUCAAAAAAGAAACGUUUUAAGUCCGAAUGAGAUUGACUCUGUCUUUAAAUUAAAAAUAAAGGUGUCGGAGUUCC
Lepisosteus oculatus (spotted gar) is the source of this 4707-nucleotide messenger RNA. It is a transcript of the gene lrrc41, whose product is annotated as leucine rich repeat containing 41. The record is from RefSeq and is a predicted model, not a curated record. NCBI's taxonomy places the organism in Eukaryota, Metazoa, Chordata, Actinopteri, Semionotiformes, Lepisosteidae. Gene Ontology annotation, molecular function: protein binding.